Lodderomyces margitis is the source of this 2232-nucleotide messenger RNA. Its product is annotated as Zn(II)2Cys6 transcription factor. Lineage: Eukaryota; Fungi; Ascomycota; Pichiomycetes; Serinales; Debaryomycetaceae. The coding region runs from base 1 to 2232 and encodes 743 amino acids. The transcript has a single exon. Gene Ontology annotation, cellular component: nucleus. Gene Ontology annotation, biological process: DNA-templated transcription; positive regulation of transcription from RNA polymerase II promoter by galactose. The record is from RefSeq and is a predicted model, not a curated record. Gene Ontology annotation, molecular function: zinc ion binding; DNA-binding transcription factor activity, RNA polymerase II-specific; RNA polymerase II cis-regulatory region sequence-specific DNA binding.
AUGACUGAUAAAAACAAAAUUGAUAAAGACGCCAGGACUAACAAACGACCAAGAGUGAUAUUGGCAUGUAACAGAUGUCGUCAAAGAAAAACCAAAUGUGAUGGUGGACAACCUACUUGUGGUACUUGUGCCAAACGUAAUGCCGAAUGUGUUUAUGUUACUAAGUAUGCUCGAGCACAUGUGACUGUAGAGUAUGUGAGACAAUUGGAAGAAAGCUUAGGUAUAGCUUCCAAAACUAACCAUGAGAUGUUGUCUCCCAGUAUCAGCAACAUGAUUUCAUCCUAUGAUAGAUAUUCAACGCAACGCACUCCCAGUGCACACUUAUCGCCCCCACCACAAGAGUUACCCCCAAAUCAAUAUCAACAUCGUCAUCGAGGCUCGAUUGAAAGUAAUGUAAGUAAUGGUCACAUCAAAUGCGAGUAUACAGCUACUUCUGUAACUCCUUCAAGUUCAAUUAUGACAAACAAUUCAACCUCCAGUGCUUUCAGAAGUUGCAAAGAUUCUACUAGUGCAAUGGGUGCAGGGGAAAUGAUCAAACAGAAACGUGGCAAAGAUAGAGAUUAUUAUGGUUCUUCAGCAGCAAUAUCAUUCAUGAAGGAUUUAUCUAAUAUUAUCGACGGUCUCUCUAGAUCAGAUGGUUUAGCCACGGAUGAUGAUGAGACAGAUAGAUUUAGACAAUACAAGAUGUCUCGAUCAGAUCCAAUGUCAUCAAUACCUAUCUCCGAAUUAGAACUUCCACCUAGGACUCUUGCUGACCUUUAUAUCAAAAAUUACUUUGAAUUUGCCUAUAGUUUGUACCCAUUUGUUCACAAACCAACCUUUAUGGCUACCUAUAAAACUUUGUGGAGUACCAAAACUGGGGAAGAUCAGGAUAUUGAUGAAUUAUUCUAUUCAAUUGUCAACAUCGUUUUUGCAUUUGGCUGCCAAUUAGCACCAGCUUCUCAAAAAUUAGAAGAUAAUUCUGAGCUUUAUUUUGAAAAAUCCCAGAAGUGUCUUCGAUUUCACUUAAUGAACAGCGGUUCAGUCUUGUUGGUUCAAGCAUUAUUGUUAACGGGUCAGUUUUUGCAAGCUAGCUCUGGUCUGGCUGGUUGUUGGAAUAUCGUGGGUUUGGCAAUUAGAAUUGCUCAAGGAUUGGGAUUACAUCUGGACCAGAAUUAUGCUUCGACAAAGAGUCUAAUUGAUAGGGAAAUUAGAAAAAGACUAUGGCAAGGUUGUUUGUUAAUGGAUAGGAUAGUUUCGAUGACAAUGGGGAGACCAAUGAUGGUAACAUACGAAUUUGAACAAGGAGAAGUUCCCUUAUGUGUGGAUGAUGAAUAUAUUAAAGAUGAUAAAAUUUUGCCGACGAAUAAACCUUCUGAAUUGGGAUUUUUCACUCAAACGAUUAAAUUAUAUAACAUUCUUGCUGAUAUUUUGAAAUCUGUUUAUUCUAAUGAUCAACUUGAUGAAAACCCACAAUUAUUACUGAAUAUUUUCAAGUUUGAAGAUGGACUAAAUGAAUUUACAGCGAAUCUACCUAGUCACUUACAAUUUAGUUCUGAUUUACAAAAAAUGAUGCCAUUCGAACGACAAAGCAUUGUGCUACAUAUCAGAGUUCUCCAUCUCAAAAUACUGCUUUAUCGUCCCGUAUUAUUUUCAAAGUCAUCUAAUCAUAAGAAAUUUGACUCCAAAGGUUCUGAGUUAUACACUUCAACGCAAAGGUCAGUUGCUUUACUUUGUGUUAAUUCAGCGAUGGAGCUCAUCAAUAUAAUUUCCAAAUAUCGUGCUGGUGAUAUUGUUUACUUGCCAGCACACUGGUAUAAUGUGUUCUAUAUAUAUACAGCCGGUACAAUUCUUCUUGCAGCGAAGCUACAGGUCACUUUACAUAAAGAUAUCGAUAUGAUUGUAUUUGAAAGAGCAUGGAACUUAAGUUUAGAAAUCCUCCGUUCAUACACUCAACAGUCUGAAUCAGCAAGUCGUUGUUUGAAGGUUUUGGAAAUGAUGGGGAACAAGGUUCAUAUAUCAUCACAAAGAUUGGCCACACAAGCUAAUACUCCAGAUUCAAUGAAUAAUGACCGAAUUGAUCAUGGAAGAUUACAUAAAAAUUCUAUAUAUCCCUUGCACGAUUACAGUCCAAGUUCUACUUCAUCAGAGGUUCCUACAGAUGUGCUAUAUUCUUUGCUUUACGAUACUGCUGGUCCGUUUGGUGGUCCAUUCCACUAUACAGAUGAUAUGAACGCCUUUUACUUACGAUAA